This is a messenger RNA of Colletotrichum fioriniae, 603 nucleotides long. Lineage: Eukaryota; Fungi; Ascomycota; Sordariomycetes; Glomerellales; Glomerellaceae. The record is from RefSeq and is a predicted model, not a curated record.
AUGGUCAGGCAGACCAAGUCAGCAUAUGAAGCCGGCAUCAAACGCGAUCGGACGACGGUGAUCCACUCGCUUCUGGAAUCAGACCUGCCGCCUGAGGAGAAGACAAUCAAGCGACUCACCGGCGAGGCAACCGUGAUGCUUGCCGCCGGCACCGAGACAACGGCUUCAGCCCUCAGUGUGUGCACCUAUCACUUGCUCCGCAACCCAGACGUCGUUGAGAAGAUCAAAGCCGAGCUUCUCUCUGUCACGACGGAUCCAAAGCAAAUUCCGACCUGGGCCACUCUGGAAAGGCUACCGUACUUCAGUGCCUCCAUUAUGGAGGCAUUACGGAUGGGUUACGGUUCGCCGUCGAGAUUACCACGGAUCGCACCGGACGAGGACUUGACGUACCAAGGCACGUGGACACCUCCGGGCGCCUCAGCACCAGUUGAGGUGACGCACGUUAUUCCGCGAGGCUAUGCAACCAUUGCUGCCAUGACGUUGCGCGUCUUGCCGCAGCUGAGAUUGUAUGAGACGACAGAUGCCGAUAUAGAGUAUGAUUACGACCUUGCUGUUGCAAUGCCGAAGAAGGGCAGCAAGGGCAUCCGUCUGGAGGUGGUGUGA